GAUAGUUAGUUAGUUAGCUAGCUAGCUAGCUAGCUAGCUAGAUGGAUGGAGAGGAAGUGAACCAGAGGAAGAAGACCAAAACGGACAGACAGCGAGAGCUCGACGAAGAGAGUUUGCUCAACAACACCAUCCUCGAGGCUGUGACCGAUCCUCGCGGGUCUUCCUCGUCCUGCUUUUCAGGGAUCAACAGGCCAAUUGAGAGCCUCGCCAACGACCUUGUCGCCUUCCAAGUGAGUCCUCAAGUGCAUGAAGAGCCUGGCUCUUUUCUCCUGCCUUCUCACCUCGGUAGUCCCCACGUCAAACCAGUUUGGAUUGCCUCCUCCGCCUAGUGGGCGGGUCUAGAGGGUGAUUGCUGAGAGCCACGCCUCUGGAGCGGGCGUGUCGACCGGAAUGGUGUGGCAUCACCCGCGUGUCAUAGAUUGAUAGAUCGAGUGAAGUGACAAGUGGCGGCGGUUGCCCGUUCGUUCCGAAAUCCGGCCAUUUCUGGUCCAGCAUGUUCAAGUGCAUCCCCAUCCCGUUCAAGGGGUGUAACCGACAGGUGGAAUAUGUGGAUAAACGCCAUUGCUCGUUGAGCACGGUGCCCGAGGAUAUCAUGCGAUAUGCGCGAUCCUUGGAGGAGCUCUUGCUCGAUGCCAAUCAUCUCGAUCAACUCCCCAAGAACUUUUUCCGACUAAACCGAUUGCGAAAGUUGGGUUUGAGUGACAAUGAGAUCAAACGUCUUCCGCCAGAGAUCCAGAACUUUGAAAACCUGGUUGAAUUGGAUGUCUCACGUAAUGAUAUCCUCGAGAUUCCCGAGAACAUCAAAAGCUGUCAAGCCCUCCAAAUCGCCGAUUUCUCGUCCAAUCCGAUUCCGAGACUUCCUUCGGGGAUCGUGAAGCUAAAGAGUCUGACGGUCUUGGGUCUCAAUGACAUGUCAUUGACUGAUUUGCCUCCAGACUUUGGAUGCCUUGAGAAUUUGACCUCACUGGAGUUGCGCGAGAACCUGAUUCGAGGCCUACCACACUCGGUCCCGAAACUCACGAAACUGGAGCGCCUGGACUUGGGUGAUAACGAAUUGCUUGAACUCCCUGCAUUUAUUGGCAGUCUGCCCGCACUUUCGGAACUUUGGCUGGACCACAAUCAACUUCAGCACCUGCCCAUUGAAAUUGGAAACUUAAAGUCUUUAACCUGUCUUGACAUAUCUGAGAACCAUUUGGAAGACAUUCCUAUCGGAAUUGGUGGUCUCACCAACCUCACGGACUUGCAUUUGAGUCAGAACUCCAUUGAGACCCUCCCCGACACGAUCGGUAACUUGGGCAAGCUCACCAUCUUCAAAAUCGACCAAAACAGACUCAACACCCUCAACCCUCAUAUCGGAAGUUGCACGAACCUUCAGGAGCUGAUCCUCACAGAAAACUACCUCACCGAGUUGCCCUACACGAUUGGAAACCUGACCAAAAUGACCAACUUGAAUGUGGACCGCAACCGGCUGGACUUUCUGCCCGCUGAAAUUGGAUGCCUCGUGAAUUUGGGCGUGCUGUCCCUGCGGGAAAAUCAGCUCCACAGUCUACCCCAUGAGAUUGGCACGUGUGCUGAGCUCCAUGUGCUAGAUGUGUCCGGCAAUCGACUGCCCCACCUGCCAUUCACGGUCACCAACCUGAACCUGAAAGCCCUGUGGUUAGCGGAGAAUCAGGCCAAGCCCAUGCUCAACUUUCAGACGGAUUACGAUGAGAACACGGGCGAGCAAGUUCUGACUUGCUUUCUCUUGCCUCAAAUGGAAUAUCAAAACGAAGGGAACAAUGUAGGUGCUGGACAUGGCCAGACCCGAUAUCGAACUCAAAACCUUGGCUACGAACGCGAGUACGAAGACGAAGAAGAUGAAGAAGAGGACGCUGAAAACGAGCAAGACUGGAUGAAUCGGAAGUCUGUGAUUCAAUUUGAGAAUGUGGGUGACGACGAUGAACUUGAUCGGGAGACGGCAUUUGUCAGGCAAAAGACCCCUCAUCCUCGAGAGUUGAAGGCCAAAGCCCAUAAGUUGUUUGGUAAACCAAGAACCGAAGAGUCUGGUCUUGAGCAAUCGUCCGUCCUAGAUCCGCCCACCGACUUGCCUCUUCUCCAAAACGGUAACAAUGGAUUCGUCGAGACGAAUGGCAAUAACCAUCAUACCGAGUUCGACAAUGAACUCGCAGAAGUCGUCCAAUUGCGACGACCUCAUGGCCAAGAAGACUCUGCCCCCAAUGAGGACUCGCCAGAGUCCUAUCAAGAGCGACUUCGACAAGAAGCUCGACGGAGCCGUGAAGUGGACUCGCGGAGCUCUCUCGAGUUUAACCAAGCCAUCCCACCCACCGAAAUCCUGAAUUCGGAGGCUCAAAAAGGCAAGGCCGGACUGGCUCGUCAAGGCUCAUUGGCCGAGCGUCAGCUACCCAGCACGGUGGCCUUGGCCAAACGUCAAAGCCAAAGCCUCAACACCACCCGAACAAGCGAAGGAGGUGCGGCAACGGAAGAGGAAGAAGGACACUCCUCGGCCGAAUCUGACAAUGGAACGCAAGGUGUGAGAUUCAAUGUAGAGGAACGUGAACAACAAAUCGCGGCCUCCGCUGCAGGAGAAGAGAAACAACGACUUCACCGCAGAGACACGCCUCAUCACUUAAAGAACAAGCGAAUCAAUCAACAGGUGGACAAGGAGAAGGUGGCCAACAUCAUUGCACAGGCACUAAAGAAACAGGAUGACCAAGUAGACAACAACCGGUCAUCCAUAAUCAGUGAUCAACUCCAACAGGCUCAGGGAAAUUCUUCAGCAGAUGUUUCAGACCAUCUAAGCUCCCACGAUCCUUCCAACAUGGAGUUAGUGUCCCAGGAAAUGGAUAUUCAAUUCGAACGUGCGGACAAGGGCUUGGGUUUGAGCAUCGCUGGGGGUCUAGGCUCGACGCCCUAUAGAAACAACGACGAAGGCAUCUUUAUCUCUCGAGUCACGCCGAAUGGACCCGCAGACUUGGCCGGCCUACGCAAAGACGACAAAGUGAUCAGUGUGAAUGGUCACUCGUGUGUCAACAUUGACCAUUACGAAUCAGUUGGAAUUCUCAAAGCCGCUGGAAGCUACAUUCACAUGAAGAUUAUCCGAGAUGUGUUUGUUCAAAAAAAGCAUCAAUCCUCUGGUCUCCCUGUCACCACUCCGGACACAGCUUCGUUGUCCAGUUUGUCUCAUGCAGGUAGCAAUCACUCCACAAAGUCUCUCCACAGCCAUAGCAACAAGAACAUGGUGACCACACCUUUGGGCACGCCCAAUGAUCUCAUCACGAAAACUGAACGGAUCCGAACCACUCUGUUACGAGAUCAAGGCAAAGGUCUCGGCUUCUCUAUCGCAGGCGGACGUGGCGCGGAUCCGUUCGUUGAGGGCUGCGAAUCUGUGUUCAUUUCAAAGGUGGCCGAUGAAGGUCCAGCUAUCAAAGACGGCAAGUUGCAAGUGGGCGAUAAGAUCGUAGAAAUCAAUGGCAACGACGUGGAGCACGCCGACCAUUUGGUGGUUGUCGAAAUCCUCACUGGUUUAGAGCGAUUUGUUAACUUGGUGGUCGAGCGCAAGGUUCAAGUUCCAUUGAGCUCGGUCACGAAUUCUUCGUCGAACAAUCUAUUCAGUCAGUCGUCGUUGUCGUCGCUAAUCAACGGGCCCGGGGAGAAAUCCUCACCCAAAGUAUUCGGUUUGCCCAAACCUUACGCUGGAUUGUACAGUUCGAGCAGCUACAUGGCCAAUCGGCCUUCUUACAUGAGGACUCGAGAACCCGGCCAAUACACGAUCACAUCCACCACGUCCUCGCCGGGGUCAGCCUCUUCAACACCCUCGUACACUAAAUUGCCCGGGAUCUCUGGGGUACCUGGCAUGAAUUUGUCUGGCGAGCAAAGGAAAUCCUAUGGAACCCUUCCAGGUAGCAAGACCUUACCGGAAAUCCCCAAGUCCGACAACAAGAGCGUGUCCUUACCUCGAACCAGUCUUGAUGGUGAUAAUCAACGCAGUCUGGUCAAUCCGCAAAGUCAUCCUGACGCAGUAAGAGAUCUGAUAGCACGUUUACCCGACCCACCUACUGGUCUCGGUUUGGCUACGGAGACCGUCAAACGGACCACUUAUUCCGAGACCAGCGUCAAACGUGUUACGAAUAACCAAGCGUUGUCCGUAGAGGAGGUUGUUUUGAAGAAAGCUGGAGGACCGCUUGGCCUAAGUAUCAUCGGUGGGACCGAUCACUCUUGUGUCCCUUUCGGCACGGGCGAAUCCGGCAUCUUUAUCUCAAAAAUCAUCCCUGGUGGAGCUGCCGCUCGCACUGGCAAGCUCCGCAUGGGUGACCGCAUUUUAUCCGUGAACGGUUCGGACAUUCGGACGGUCUCUCACGAAACUGCCGUCAUGGCCUUGUUAUCCAAAGCUGAUCAGAUGAACUUGCGGGUUCAACACGAUCCAUUGCCCAAAGGUUUUCAGGAAAUCAACAUCGAGAAGCAAGCCGGAGAGAAAUUGGGCAUGAUCAUCCGUGGUGGGCUCCAAGGCCAACCUGGUAAUCCAUAUGACGCGGCUGAUGAGGGUGUGUUCAUUUCGAAAAUCAACUCCAAUAGUGUGGCUGAUCAUCAGGCCGGUCUGAAAGUGGGCCAAAGAAUCAUUGAAGUGAAUGGACAAUCUCUUUUGGGAGCAAGUCAUCAAGAGGCCGUGGCAGCUAUUAGGAACGCAGGAGACUCGAUCCAUCUUCUAUUGUGUGAUGGCUUCGAAGAUCCUGCCGUUUCCACCCCGUCUCUUCCCACCAUUGAGAAGCAAGAUAUUGAAAGUGUCAAAGAGCAGGAAGAGCAAUCCGUGUCCGAGCGGCCAAAUUCUGUCAGCGAUCAGAUCAUGAACGCCGUGAGAGCGGCUGAAGACGUGGUUUGCUUCAGGCCGAAGUCGCCCGGUUCCAUUUCCAAUCACUCCACUUCCAGCCUUCAAAGAUCGACUACGGUCAAAUUAGAGGGUAGUUCCACUGUGAUUCCGGCUCACACCUCCACGCCUAUCACCGUGAUGACACGCCCUUCUUUGGCCAUCUUAGCCAACGAUUACGACUAUGAAUCCUCGCCCAUUCCUCCUCAGAACGACGCAGUCUCAACUCCCCCUCCCAAUCACGAUCAUGACGAACAAGAGGCCGAACCAGAAAUGGAGCGAGAAUUCAACCUUGGAGAACUCCUCGAGUCUUCCACAAACAAUGGAAGGCCGUGGUCGGUGGUUGAGAAGCCGAUCAUUGCUCCCAAGCCAGUGGUGCCUCCAAGACCCGCUUCAAUCUCGCCUAGACCCCAAGAAAUGACCGAGGUCCCAACACAAGACCGUCCCACAGAUCCAAGGUUAGCCUCCCUGAGCUCUGACUCUCAUUCAGAAAGCCCAGAGAAGCUUUCGUUGAAAGCGAGACUCAAGCUCUUCGAGAAAGAGAUCGAACAGCAAGGAUCUGCUCCGGCACCAAAACCGGAGAAAAAAUUCUCGUUCUUGAACGAUAACGAACUGGAGAAAAUGAAAGAAGAGGAAGCCAAGAGAAUCGCAAGUAUGUCCAUGAUGGAGUUCGACAAAUUGGCUUUGGCUGCACGUGCGAGGGCUGACGAGGACGCGGAUGAGGCUUUAGACCAAGUGGAAGAGAUAGAAUCCGUCCUUCGAUUACCACCUCAACAACCAACUUCGGCUGGAUUUCAGGACGAUGUACCUUCUCCCGGAGUAGACCAAGAUCAUCAACAAUUGGGAAUGGUCCACACAGCCAAAGGCGAGCGAAGAUUACGAGAGAAACACGAACGUGAGGGUUUGCCCUUGCCCCAAGGGUUAGAAGACGACGCAUCACUUUCACCCUCUGAGAAACGGGCUCAGGAUGCCGAACGACGAGCUGCAUGGAGACAGGCUCGACUGAAAUCUCUGGAAAACGAUGCUAUUCAAGCGCAAAUGGUUAUUCAAAAGAUGUCCGAAUUGGGUAUGGGAGAAUCCGGAACGGAAAACAACUACGAUAACAACGAACCUCUCGACGCAUUUAGUGACCAGCCCCUUUAUGCUAAUGUGACCGACGAGGAUUCUCAAAAUGCAAACCUGGUGGAUGAGGAUUUCCGCGACGACAACCAGAACAAUAGCAUGCCGUCCAAAUCUGAUCUGAACGCUAACCUCCCGACACCAUCAUUACAACCACCACAACGACGUUUGACUCCGGGUUCCGCGGAUUUCCCCACUCUUUUGCUCAUCGAAAGAGAUCUGGGCAUUGAAGUCCGCGAACGGGAACGAGUUUUGGGCGAAACCCGACAGCAGCGAACCGAACUCUACACUGACGAGACGACUGGGGAGCAAAAGAUUCGGACGGUGGAGGUCAUUGAAAAAACCAUUGAGCACGAGGUUGAAACAACGAAGGAAAAAGCCAUAAGUCUCCAAUUGUCCGUGCCCAAUAGCCCAGAAUCAUCGGGAAGUCCUGAACCCACCGCCAAGUCCGAUGUCAUUCGCCAAGGCUCCACCGACGAGGAUCCCAUGUCUGUGGAGACUCCCGAAGUGGAGCAACAUCUAUCAGAUGAGGCCGAGGAAGAUGAGGCCAAACUCGUGGAGCGGAGACAUUCCACCUCUUCUUCUUCAUCUUCAUCGUCUUCGUCGUCUUCUUCAUCGUCGUCGAGUUCUGGCAGUAGUGGUGCCAACUCAACGAAGGCUAAGGAGUAAUGAUUGUCUGUUUGUUUGUUAAUUAGUUCCUACGAAAGUAACUGCAAAAUGGGGCUUACUUAACAAGAGCGUCCCAAACCCGACGUAAUUUGUGUACAGAUUCCACGACAUUGAAGCAAAGAAACCCAUUGACACGAUUUGUACUCUAUGUAGGCCCUAUCUAGGGUUUAUCGACAACGAAGAUGCAGUAUUUUGUGUGUAUAUCAAUAUUACUUUUUGAUCGAAUUUGUUAGGAGCUUAUUCAAGCUCUUCCUCGACUUUACAUAGAUACAAACAAAUACAUCAUUUGUUCCGUCCAGGUCCCAAGUCCGAAUAAGCACUUGUCAUGCCUUAUAUAUUGAUUGUGUACUACUAUUUUUAUUCAAGUAACCUCAUCAGAGCAUUCAAUAAAUACUAAAACUUGUGCCCUAA
Tigriopus californicus is the source of this 7060-nucleotide messenger RNA. RefSeq names its product protein lap4-like. Bases 494 to 6649 code for a protein of 2051 amino acids. Gene Ontology annotation, cellular component: postsynaptic membrane; adherens junction; postsynaptic density. Gene Ontology annotation, biological process: neurotransmitter receptor transport postsynaptic membrane to endosome; neurotransmitter receptor transport, endosome to postsynaptic membrane. The transcript is spliced from 24 exons. NCBI's taxonomy places the organism in Eukaryota, Metazoa, Arthropoda, Copepoda, Harpacticoida, Harpacticidae. Gene Ontology annotation, molecular function: protein binding. The record is from RefSeq and is a predicted model, not a curated record.